Anastrepha obliqua is the source of this 1856-nucleotide messenger RNA. RefSeq names its product inactive peptidyl-prolyl cis-trans isomerase shutdown (gene shu). Gene Ontology annotation, molecular function: protein binding; peptidyl-prolyl cis-trans isomerase activity. NCBI's taxonomy places the organism in Eukaryota, Metazoa, Arthropoda, Insecta, Diptera, Tephritidae. The transcript is spliced from 3 exons. The record is from RefSeq and is a predicted model, not a curated record. Bases 99 to 1481 code for a protein of 460 amino acids.
CUCUACUCAAUUUCCUCUUCUUCUUCCUCGUUUUGGCUUUUGGUUCAAGUUUUGUUUGCCGGUAAGUUAUUGGAAAAUUUAAGGAAAUUUAACAAAUAAUGGAUGAGAUGAAUAAAUUGGAAGAUGACUCCAUUCCUAGCAGUUGCAACUUUCUAAAAGAUCCGUUAUCAAUUGGGGACCUCAUAGGACCUGGCACAACUUUUGAGAUAAACACAAAUUUCGAUGAAGGCUUCAGCAAUGAUAUAUUUGAAGAAUUAAAUUUGGGUUCCGACGAAGAGGACGACGCGAAGACGGCCUUAGAUCGCUCUGCUUUGGUCUCGCCAUGGACGAAAUCUUUUGACGAGCUGCGGCAGCAAAUGGUAAAGGUUAAUGAGCACAUUUAUAAAAAAGUCACACAGCCAGGAUUUGCUGAGUAUGGCGAAGUGCCGUUAAAUGCACGUGUUUGCAUACGGUACAACGCCUACUGGGAGAGAGAAGGUGCACCGUUCGAUUCGUCCUUUUUACGCGGCUCUUCAUAUAGUUUUUACACGGGAAGACAUGAAGUGAUUGAGGGUUUAGAGGAAGCAGUGCGUACGAUGCAUCGCGGUGAACAGGCACAAUUCGUAAUUUCAUAUCACUUACUAUUCCGCGAGAUUGGCUGUCCGCCGCGCGUAAAAUCUCGCGCUGACGCACUUUUUAUCAUCGAGUUGGUUUCAUUCAAUCCCGUUGGAGAUUUGGACGCCGAUCAGAAUUUGUCUGCAGAAGAACGUGGCAGGUAUGCGGCAGUAAUUGAUAAAAUACGCGAUGUACAUCUCAAAGGGUUAGAUUUCUUUGGACAAGGAUUGCAUAAGAAUGCAUGCCGCGCUUUCGAAAAGGCAGUAAAUAUGCUGAACAGUUGUCACUUGGCCAACGAUCAAGAGCAACGCGAGCAAACAGCAUUUCUGCUUAAACUAUAUACUAAUUUGGCUGUUUGCUACAAUAAAGUCAAUUUGCCGGCAAAGGCGUGCAUUAUGUGCAAGGAAAUACGCCAAUUGACUGAAAAUAAACCUUCGUGCAAGGCACUGUUUCAAGAGGGUCGUGCACUGCUUUUGCUGGGCGAGUAUGAACGUGCACGACACAUACUUAUACGUGCACAACGCAUGGAACCGCAAAAUGAGGAUAUUAGUAAAGAAAUGAAGCUGUUGGAGGAACGGUAUGCGCGUUACAAAGAAAACGAGCGCGGCAUUUGGACGAAAGCGAUGGGGAUAAUUAAGCUAAAUGAGGGUGGUAAAGAAGCUGACGGCGUAAACGAUGAAUCACGCAGCAUUUUCGAACAAGAAAUGGCGGAGUUGAUGAAAAGUUUUAAGACUAAUAUGGAUUUGAAUAACUUCAAUUUGCCAACCGGCUUAACUAAAGCCGAAAUAAAAACUGUCGAUGAGCUGGCACGUAGCAUGGAGCUGAAAUUAACACUCUCACCACUUGAUAAUACCACCUAUACACUUUCUAAAGUGAAUAAGAAUUAGUACGGUCAUUCAAAAACAGUCAUUUCCGUCAGUAAAAUAGGAGCAAAUAUAUUUAUAUUCCAACUAAUAUAUGCGCUCAAGGCAAGAAGUACACUAAGAGGUGGUACGCAAACAAAUUUUUUUCCUAUACAAAACUAGCACGUAAUUUCAUCAAAAUCUCUAAUGUCACAACGAUAUAUGAAAACGAAAACUAUUUACCUUAUGAGAUGUAUAGUUUAAAUGAAUUUAUUUAAUUUGACUAUGCAAACGUUUGCCGUAAUUUUUUAAAUCGAAAAUAGUCGAUGUAUAUACGUAUAUUAUAUAUAUUUUACCGCGCGUAAUGACACAAAGUGUUGGCCUGUUGAAAGAUGCUUAAUAAAUGUUACAGAAAAUGAA